AUGGCGAGACCGUUUGAGGAACUGAAACACAUUAACGACUCAAAGGAGCUGUGGAAAAUUGCUGUUCGAAUCCAUCACAAAUGGACCGUUGUUUCGAAGAACAAGGAACAUUUUGAGAUGAUACUAUGCGAUAAAGAGAUAUGGUUUAUGCUUUCAUGGAUUUUAGGGUAUUUCGGGUUCAUGGUUUAUGAACAUGAUGUUUUCAAACCAUAUACCAUAUUUGGAAGAAAACAUUCUGUAUUGGAACCAUUUUCAAAUCUGGAUGUGAUAUUCAAUGUAGAGUUCCUACUAGCUUUUGAUUCGGUGUUGAUGGUCAAUAGCACAUAUACAAUAUCUAACUUCCAGGUAUCCUUGAAUGAUAUGUUGUUCAAACCUACCGAACACAAAUUCCUGUUGACUUUCACUGGUGGCACUUCUGUAACUGACAUAAACAAGCAUGACAUACCUCCUAAACCCCUGAACUUCACACCUUUUGCUGAAAUUCUAACUGGGAAAUGGAAGAAGGAUGUUUUAAUAGAUGUCAUAGGAAUGGUCUCGGAAAUUGGCUACACCCAGAUUCAAGCUGGAAACAAGAAGCAACAGAUAAAUUUGGUCUUGAAGGAUUUAUGCAAUAACAUCCUUAAUUGUACAUUGUGGGAAGGAUACGCUAUGCAGUUUCAUGAAUUCCAAAAACAAAGAAAAGAUCUUUCUUCACCAACUGUUAUUGUUUUGCAAUUCGCUAAAGUAAAAGAGGAAGGUCUCUUGUCUUUUCUUUUUCUUGAUCGCCACGUUUAG
This is a messenger RNA of Vicia villosa (hairy vetch), 774 nucleotides long. RefSeq lists its product as uncharacterized. NCBI's taxonomy places the organism in Eukaryota, Viridiplantae, Streptophyta, Magnoliopsida, Fabales, Fabaceae. The coding region runs from base 1 to 774 and encodes 257 amino acids. The record is from RefSeq and is a predicted model, not a curated record. The transcript is spliced from 6 exons.